GCUUCAAGCCCAGAUCCAACCUCAAAAAUCUCUCCUGCUUGACUUACCACUUCUCACUUCAUUUCACGUAAAUCCGUCAUCAAAUUUGCACUAUAUAUAUGCUUGGUUUGAGCCACAUUUGGCAGACAAAACCAACCAAAAAAAACCAUAGUAGUAGCAAAGUUUGCAACCACGCACAAGCAAAAGAAGAUACUUCACUAGCUUUCUACGUGCAUGCAGCAACAUGAAGGUUAAGGUCGAGAGCUCGAGGAUUGUCAAGCCGUUGUACGACGCGGCGGCGCCGGCGCCGGAGUGGAUGCCGCUGAGCGUGUUCGACACGGCGACGUACGACGAGAGCAUCGCCAUCAUCUACGCGUUCCGGCCGCCGAACCCGCCCAGCGCGGCGAUGGAGCUCGGCCUGGCGCGGACGCUGGCGGUGUACCGGGAGUGGGCGGGGCGGCUCGGCGUCGGGCCCGACGGGCGGCGGUCGGUGCUGCUCAGCGACGCCGGCGCGCGGCUCGACGAGGCCGCCGUGGACGCGCCGCUCGCCGCGGCGGCGCCGUUCAUCAUCAGGAGGCGGCCGUCGCCGGAGGUGAAGCGGCUGCACCCGAGCGUCGACGGCGCCCCCGCGGAGGAGGAGCUGCUGCGGGUGCAGGUGACGCGGUUCUCGUGCGGGUCCAUGGUGCUCGGCGUCGCGGCGCACCACCGCGUCGCCGACGGGCAGGCCACGGCGGGCUUCCUGGUGGCGUGGGGGCUCGCCACGCGCCGCGGCGGGCUGCUGCCCGCCGUGGGCGUCCCCGUCCGCGACCGCGCCACCCGGUUCGUGCCGCGGGACCCGCCGCUCGUCGAGUUCCCGCACCGCGAGACGGAGUACAAGGCGCCGCCGCCUCCGGCCAAGAUCAAGAGCGGCGUCGCCGGCGAGGACGACGACGACGACGAGCUCGGCGCGGCGCCGGCGCACGACAAGAUCAAGAUGCACAAGGUACACUACACCAAGGACUUCGUGGCGCGGCUCAAGUCCCGGGCCUCGUCGGGGCUCCCGCCGUCGCGGCGCGGGCGUGGCUACACCACCUUCGAGAGCCUCGUCGCCCACCUCUGGCGCGCGGUGACCGCGGCGCGCGGGCUCGGCGCCGCCGCCACCACCACCAGGGUCCGCAUCGCCGUCAACGGCCGCGCCCGCAUGCGCCCGCCGGUGCCGCGCGACUACUUCGGCAACCUGGUGCUCUGGGCGUUCCCGCGCUGCGACGCCGGCGAGCUCGUCGCGCGCCCGUCGCACCACGCCGCGGAGCUCAUCCACCGCGCCGUGGCGGGCAUCGACGACGCCUACUUCCGCUCGUUCGUCGACUUCGCGUCCUCCGGCGCCGUCGAGGCGGAGGGCCUCGUCCCCACCGCCGACGCCGGCGAGGUGGUGGUGUGCCCGGACAUGGAGGUGGACAGCUGGCUGGGCAUGAGCUUCUACGACCUCGACUUCGGCGGCGGCUGCCCCCUGUACUUCAUGCCGUCCUACCUCGCCAUGGAAGGCACCAUCUUCCUCGUCCCCUCCUUCCUCGGCGACGGCAGCAUCGACGUCUACGUGCCACUCUUCGAGAACCAUCUAGAAGAGUUCAAGAAGAUUUGCUACAACAUCGCCUAGCUUUAGUUACUAGCUAUACUUGCCACUAAAAAGUUAAUCACAAAAUAAUACUGCUUAAUAAAGGUAUAAUUAAUAAUAGCAAGACUAAUAAUAUAACCGGCUACUUAUUGUAUAGAUCUUUAUAGUCUAUCUCUCAACUUACUCAGAUAGUGGUUAACUCUUUACUAUAAAUAUAUGGUCCACAUGUCAGUCUCACAUAUUUUUUU
Molecule: messenger RNA, 1818 nt
Organism: Oryza sativa Japonica Group (Japanese rice)
Lineage: Eukaryota; Viridiplantae; Streptophyta; Magnoliopsida; Poales; Poaceae
Product: putrescine hydroxycinnamoyltransferase-like
Molecular function (GO): acyltransferase activity, transferring groups other than amino-acyl groups
Source: RefSeq, a predicted model, not a curated record